Messenger RNA from Prorocentrum cordatum, 1836 nucleotides. Lineage: Eukaryota; Dinophyceae; Prorocentrales; Prorocentraceae. The record is from the annotation of a GenBank genome assembly.
CGGAUCCUUCGCGGUUCAAUCCGAAUCGUUGCAUUGCGAAUGGGGUAUGGUUCGAGCCGAUUUGGGUCAAGCGUCGGGGCUCGAACGACGCAGCGGCCGCAGCCGGCAUGGCGGGGGUGGCGCCACAGGCCCGCGACGCGUGCACUGCGACGACGUGGUCGGGCGCAGUCGUGGUCACCGUGGCCACGUUGCUGUGGCACUGGCUGCGGCAGCGGCAGCAGUUUUCAGAAAAGGGCGCCCGGCACACAGACCGCAGGACUUCUACCGCGGCGGUGGAGAAGCAGUCGGGCCAGCGGGUCAGCGGCAGCACGGCCGCGCAAGACGCCGCCACUUGUUGGGCGCGGGGCUAUGGGCGCUACAAGCACUGUGGCCUCCGUGUAGAUCUGAUGGCCUCCACCGAGCCGCCAGUACUUUCGCGGACGAACAUAGACAUCCCCCUGCCAGACCUCAGCGCCGAGUGCAAGGAGAAAGUGGACUCGUUGUCUCGCCGCGUCGUGGACCUCACUGAGCUGGCCAACAUAGGGCCUGGGCUGGGCGGCCACCGCACGGACGGGUCCACGCUGGUGCGGUACCUCCGCGGGAACAAGUGGAACGUGGAUAAAGCGGAGGAGCAGCUCCGCACCGCCGCCAGUUGGCGGCAGCAAUGCGACAUGGACCAGAUUUUCACGCGCUGGGACUUAGAAGCCUACGAGCGCUGCCUGGCUCCGUGGUGGCUGUCCGGCGGUUUCCUGGGCCACACCAGGCACGGCCAGCCCGUGGCGCUGGAGCGGAUAGGGCACUGCCACUUCCCAAACCUCGUGAAAGCCAUUCCCUGGGAGGUGUUGUUGAGAAUAGAUGUUGUGUCCUGCAACCGGCUGCUCGGCGCACUGGAGGAGGAUGCACUGCGCCGAGGCACGCCUCUGAUGCCAGCCCUUAUCAUUAUAGACGUCCACGGCUUCGGGCUGGAUCAAGCCCAAUUCCAGGCCGCUCGGACGCUGGCCCGGAUCGUGAGAAGUCGCAAUCUGCUUCUCACGGAAGUGACUGACAGGGUGCUCGUCAUCAGGGCUCCACCCGUUUUCCAGAGGGCUUGGUCGCUCUUCAGUUACUUGCUGGACCCUGGGACCCGGGACAAGUUUGAGGUGGCCGGCGGUGCAGAGGAUUCUUUGCAGGUGUUGAGAAAGUACGUGGACAACGAUUUGAUCCCCGAGUACCUUGGGGGCAAGCUGAACAUUGGCGGCGACCCGGAGUGCUCGCUGCAGCUUGCACCAGGCGGCCCCCCGCCGCAGCAGGCGAUCGACCGUUUGUUAGAGCUCACGGUUCGAAAUGGCGUCGUGAUGCCCGCGGCGAAAGAAUGUUUGGCGGUUUCUAGCUCCUCCCGCUCCAGCUCUCCUCGAAGUGCCGAUAUGUCCGCCCUGGACGAGGACGCCAAGCCCAGGUGUUGUUGCGGUGCCUGAUUUCCUCACCCUCGGCUAGCAAUCAGCCCCUCUUAGGCCUAGGCCGCCACUAGCAGGGAUCCCAAACGGAGAGCGCCCGCAGAGUCUCGAUUCGCUGUCGCACAUGGUAUAGAGAGCCUCUUGGCAGCUUUGUUUGAAUUGUUUGAAGGAACGCACCAGCCUCAUCGGGCAUCAUUGAGCAAUAUACAUAAGCCCAGCUUUUGUAAUCUUCCAAUCGCAUUCUCAGAGUCGCCUCACACUGACUGUGCGAAGCCGAUGUCGGCCGUUGCGCUGGCUAAUCAGAAUUAUUGGCGCUUCGCGUAUCCCCACCAGUGUCCCGGACUUUGCUUUCGCCGCCUGACCGUCGUCUCGCGGCCGCGACCGAAAAAAAGUAUCCCCACCAGUCCAUCCAGAAACGAUGCCC